UGGAUGUAAGAUUCUCAGAAGGAACGGAUGCUACGAGUUUGGCGCAGUCCACUACGGACAUAUCACGGUGGAAUUACUCCUGCGGUGUACAAGCAGCGAGAGCUGGGGUAGGUAAGUCGCACAGGGGCGCAGCGGCUGUCCUACAGGAGCCGUUACCAUUUCGUACAAGCCUCCCUCGUAUUCCACGCCAUGCACUUCUGGGUGUCCAUCCAUGCCCUCCCUUUGCGAUACUUGGAGAGAUUUUCCCCUUCGGUAUGGAACCAGCGCGAUUUCUGGGUGCCGUCGGCAUUGAGCUUCGGCCCUGCCUUGCUCUUCUUCUUGAAGAAAUUUCCGAAGCGAGGCUGGCAGAAUUUAGUUCCAUGCUCUGGAUUGUCAGCGAGUGGCCACCUUUCGAGCAGGGACUACGUCUCGUCUCUUCAACUCACCAAGAGGUCGUCGUCGAUCUUCUUCUCCCUCCUGAGCGUUGACAAAUCUGACUUA
Microstroma glucosiphilum is the source of this 480-nucleotide messenger RNA. RefSeq lists its product as hypothetical. The transcript has a single exon. The record is from RefSeq and is a predicted model, not a curated record. Bases 255 to 467 code for a protein of 70 amino acids. NCBI's taxonomy places the organism in Eukaryota, Fungi, Basidiomycota, Exobasidiomycetes, Microstromatales, Microstromataceae.